AUGGUGUCUCCUCGAGGAUAUGCUAUCCUCGAAAAUCGAGAAAGUGUGACUAAGCCUCAAAGUUUUGAUUUUGAGAUGAAAAUCAAAUACGAAGGCAUCAGGAAUCCGUGCGUUUUAAGCUGGACUGAUCUGAGCUAUAUGGUCAAAAUCAAGCAAUCUCCAGAAUUGCCACGUGGUACCAAGACCAUUCUAGACCGUGUCAGCGGUCGAUGCGCACCAGGAGAAAUCACGGCCAUCAUGGGUCCAUCUGGUUCCGGUAAGACGACGCUUGUUGACAUGCUGGCCGACCGUAUCAGUUCUGCUGACGUGUCUGGCGUGAUUGAAGUCAACGGUGCGAAACGAGACUCCAAGACAUUUCGAGUUGUCACUAGCUACGUGGCUCAAGAUGACACCUUGCUGGGCUCUUUUACAGUGAUUGAGACCAUGCGAAUGGCCGCCAGGCUAAGUGUACCGAGUUCCGUCACCUCGCACGAAAUUGAAAUUCGUGUGGAAAAUAUUAUGGACGCUAUGGGUUUAAGCACAGCUCGUGAUACGCUUGUCGGAGAUAUUUUUCGUAAAGGAUUAUCUGGUGGUCAGAAGCGUCGUUUGAGUAUCGCUAUUGAAUUGCUGUCAGAUCCAAGUAUUCUCAUUUUAGAUGAGCCAACAAGUGGACUUGAUUCAAGUGCAGCUCACAAUGUAAUGAAAUUUGUGUUAAAGCUCUGUGCCGAGGGUAAGACGGUGGUUUGCACGGUUCACCAACCAUCGUCAUUAGUAUACGAAAUGUUUACUAAUGUCAUUAUUCUGUCGGCUGGACAGACCGUAUAUUGUGGACCUCGGGCAACAAUUAUCCCACACUUUGCCUCACAUGGAUACGACUGUCCACACUACAUGAAUCCAGCUGAGUAUUUUAUUAGUCUCGUCAACACUGAUUUCGACGACCACGCUGAAGUGUCCAAGCUCAUUUAUUUGUACACACAAAGCACGGCAAACAAGCAUGUUCAAGAUGCUAUCAAUCGAGACCGAACGAAUCUCACGCAUCUGCCGAAUAUUCAAAAACGACCACCGUCUGCUCUUCGGCAAUUUAAUGUCCUCAUGCACCGCAACAUGAUCAACAAUAUUCGCAAUCCCGGCAUCUAUUGGAUUCGGCUAUUCAUGUAUUUCUGUCUGAGCUUAAUGGUGGGUACAAUGUACUUAAGCUCGAACAACGAUCUGUCAGAAGAAGAUCUGGUACCGAUGCUAUUCUAUGUACAAGCAUUCCUGGUAUUCAUGUCAGUCGCUGUGCUACCAUUUUUUAUCGAACAACGUACAGUUUUUGCCCGUGAACGAGCAAAUAAUUCGCUUAGUGUAUGUUUUGCUGAAUCGAUGAUGCACGUUAUUGGUGCAGCUGUUCCUCACUACAUCAUUGGAAUUGCUUUAGGUGCGGGCGUUUUCGGGAUGUUCAUGCUCUGUGAAGGGUUUAUGGUCCCUCGCAAUUCGAUCCCGAGCUACUGGAAAUGGGGCUACUACCUAGCAUUUCAUUCACUAUCGUUCGAGUCUUUUGUUUUCAAGCAAUUUGAAAAGUCAACAACAAGAGAGGGGAAGGCCAUUCUGAUCAAGUAUGGUAUGGAAGAUGUGGAUGUCACCUGGGAUAUGUUUCUACUGGUAGGGUACAUUUGUGCUUUCCAGACAAUAUUUGCCUUCAUUUUAUGGAAAUUUCAUACUGGUCGUCGCUAA
Messenger RNA from Plasmopara halstedii, 1692 nucleotides. RefSeq names its product atp-binding cassette superfamily. Gene Ontology annotation, molecular function: ATP hydrolysis activity; ABC-type transporter activity; ATP binding. The transcript has 3 exons. The record is from RefSeq and is a predicted model, not a curated record. Gene Ontology annotation, cellular component: membrane. The coding region runs from base 1 to 1692 and encodes 563 amino acids. Lineage: Eukaryota; Oomycota; Peronosporomycetes; Peronosporales; Peronosporaceae.